CAGCUCCUGUUGCUGGAGAACAUCAGACCAAGAGGACCAGUCAACGAAGUGUGGCCCAGCAUCUACAUAGGCAAUGCGGAAGGUGUUAGUCCACUGCGCGAUGGGGGUCAGUCGCUCGGCAACCCUGGUGCUGGCCUUCCUCAUGAUCUGCGAGAACCUCACACUGGUGGAGGCCAUCAACGCGGUGCGGCAGCACAGGGACAUCUGCCCCAACGCGGGCUUCCUCAGCCAGCUCAGGCGUCUGGAACGAACCUUAGCUUGGGACAGGAAGAACAAGAUGGGGGCCUACAGACUGUAAAGGGGAUCUACAAGUAGCACCACUGAAACCGCGUACGCCAAGGCAGUCAAACCAGGCGGUCUGAUGGUCCUGACAGCCUUGUUUUAUAUAUAUUUAGCUGCAGUAUAUACCUCAAUGCUUUUCCCCAAAUUAGAGAAAGCAGUAGGGAGGCAGCAGAUGUAUAGGGAAUUCUGAACCCGUUGAUGUAUUGGUGGUGGGUGAGGUGAGUUCCCACUCACCACUGUAAAGCACUUUGAGCGUUCGGAAAAGUGUUAUAUAUAUGCAAUGAUUCAUUCAUUCAUUCAUUCAUAUUAUUGCUUGCUGGAAUGUAGUAAUAAAGCCCUGUGUAAAUGAUGAAUAAUUGAAUAUUUUAGAGCAGAGGUUGCAGCACAGACAGGUGUGUGUAUUGAUGCUUCGCAGUAGGUUGGUCAUACAGAGCCUCAUCUCACUUGAAUCUCGGCCAUGCCGCCCAAAGUGGUUCAUAACCCAUCAUAAAUGAUGUCACUAACCAUAAAUAGGCUUGUGGUAUGUUAUUUGGUGUAUGCGUACGUAGUGCAUAUGAAGGUGCUAUGCACUGCCUGUGAAGGACGUACCUAACUCGUAUGUAGGACCAUUUAUUGUGUGUGCUUAUGUGCUACAAACCUGUAAAUGGUGUUAACAUCUGCAUGUUGUCAGCUGAGGAUUUUCAGUGACUGUCUGUGCCCUUUUGAACAAUGUACCUCUUGAAUCUGUUAAUGUGUUUAAGAGCUAUAAUUGUGUGUGAAAGUGUUGGUUCACAAUAUCUUGUGUGUCUACACAGGCAAACAUCUGUAUGUGAGUGCAUGGAUUUAGAAUUUUCCUACAGCAUGUAAUUUGUGACUGGUCCUUGGUCGCUGUCAGAACACGUUUCAUUCUCCAUAACAAAUGAAGACCCUUACAGUCUGUAAAUUUGGAUGUUGUGUGAGUUAUGUUGCGAUGAAUGUUGUAAUGUUUGCAUGUUUUAAAAACAAAUAAAAAGAUAUACUG
Messenger RNA from Anguilla rostrata (American eel), 1282 nucleotides. RefSeq names its product dual specificity protein phosphatase 13B-like. Bases 74 to 298 code for a protein of 74 amino acids. The transcript is spliced from 2 exons. NCBI's taxonomy places the organism in Eukaryota, Metazoa, Chordata, Actinopteri, Anguilliformes, Anguillidae. The record is from RefSeq and is a predicted model, not a curated record. Gene Ontology annotation, biological process: negative regulation of MAPK cascade; protein dephosphorylation. Gene Ontology annotation, cellular component: cytoplasm. Gene Ontology annotation, molecular function: protein tyrosine/serine/threonine phosphatase activity; MAP kinase phosphatase activity.